AGCGCCUGUGGAAUAAGACACUUAAGUGAUCCGGUGUACUGACGCGUACUUUGUGUGGACAACUAUAAUAAUAUUUUUUACUGUAACAAUAGCAAGCGUGACAUUGUCGGCCAACUCGGACUUUCUGGGGAAAAGCUUUGUUCCUGGCCGUUCAGAUAUUUCGCUGUUUCUGACGCUCCGGUGUACCAGCUGAGUCGGGUGAAAUUACACAUCCAGGACUUUCUUUUUUUGUUGUUGUUGUUGGACAACUUACUCAAAAGAAAAGUCACCAUGGCAGAGACAUCGGCAGCUCCAGCCAAAGCUAAAAAGACAUCCAAGCCCAAGAAACCUGCUUCUCAUCCCAAAUACUCGGACAUGAUAAAAGCGGCAAUCGUUCACGACGCCAGCCGGAGCGGAGCGUCCCGUCAGUCCAUCCAGAAGUACGUGAAGAAGAACUUCAAGGUGGGCGAGAACGUCGAUGUGCAGAUUAAAUUAGCCCUGAAGAGGCUGGUGGAAAGCGGGAUGCUGCGCCACACCAAAGGCAUCGGCGCGUCCGGAUCCUUCAAGCUGACCAAACCAGAGGACUCCAAAAAACCAAGCAAGGCAGUGGUGUCUGCCAAGCCAAAGAAGGCUGCGAAGACCACCAAACCCAAGAAGUCGGUCAAGCCCAAGAAGGUGGCCAAGACGCCGGAGAAGCCCAAGAAGGCAGCUGUGAAGAAAGUAAGAAAGGUCGCGAAAAAGGCGACGCCAACGAAAGCCAAGAAGGCACAAGCUAAGAAAUCCAAGCCAGUCAAGCCCAAGGCAAAACCAGCAAAGAAGGCAAUCAAGCCCAAGGCAAAACCGACAAAGAAGGCAACCAAAACAGCAAAAAAGAAGUGAAAGGACAAUAUCAAAGAGACUAACUCACUGUAAAUACUUCAGGAAAUGUUUGCGUAUAUGUAUUAUUUUUGUAAGGUCUUAUCCAAACUUAUGCUGUUUUUACCAGUAGUUUCCCUCCAUUGCACUAUUGCCUAGAUGCUGUAGAAAUAAUUGUGAACAUUUUUGUUUGGCGUUAAUACUACUAUUCAUUUCAGUCUGAUCCUUGGAUACAAAUAGGCUAGUCUAGGGUCUUGCUUAAAGGAAGAAAAAAAAAAUGUAUGUACAGUUUAACUAUUGAAUAGUUAUUGUUCCUGCACGAGGCCAUACUGAAAAUACAAAUGUGUCAAUGGUGGGCAUUGUCGAGCCUUUACAAUGUACAGACCAUAGGCAGUGGACGUCAGCAAGAUUUCCCUAAAGGCUCUAUAGUUGUCAUUCAAGCUCCAUUCUGUAUAUUUCCUCAUGUUCAGACGACUCUUAAUCUACAAACAUCUCACUGUGUUCAGUAACUUUUAAAGACUGUUUAUACUUCAACCCAAUAAACCUUUGUCAUCUUGUA
Messenger RNA from Scatophagus argus, 1393 nucleotides. RefSeq names its product histone H1.0-B. Lineage: Eukaryota; Metazoa; Chordata; Actinopteri; Scatophagidae. Bases 271 to 858 code for a protein of 195 amino acids. Gene Ontology annotation, molecular function: structural constituent of chromatin; nucleosomal DNA binding; double-stranded DNA binding. The record is from RefSeq and is a predicted model, not a curated record. Gene Ontology annotation, biological process: chromosome condensation; negative regulation of DNA recombination; nucleosome assembly. Gene Ontology annotation, cellular component: nucleosome; nucleus. The transcript has a single exon.